AUGAGCAAGCAGGACGAAGCCAUAAGGCGCAAGAAGACGGCGUUUCGCUUCUCUGUGUCAGCAGACAGUGACCUCCUCAAGGAGGUUGUGAUGAUUGCCCCUUUCGAGGCAGCCUACGGUCAAACUGGUGCUCGAGGGGAAGAGAUUUGCGAGCACAUGCGAAAAACGAUUCGACGAUUUGCUUUCAGCGUUCAAGAAAGCCACUCUAAAGGCUUGCGUACAUCGGGAACGGAGGAGGAGUACCAAGAGCGGAACCAACUGCUACAAGAUAUCUCGGAUAUGAUGGAUUUGGCUCAACUGAAGAAGAAGACUGCAAUCUCAGUACAAGACAAGAGAAAAAGCGAUGGACAGUUGAUUCGAGAGGCAACAUUGAUGGCCAUGAAGCGCAAAAACGAGGAAGAAGGUGCUUCUUGGGCUUCGAGUUGGAGCCCAUCGAGCAAGGAGCCUGAGAACAAAAAGUUUCAGCGCGUUGGACAUUUAAAGGAUGCUGCUUCUGUUGUUUCAACCUUUACUGCCAUGAUGGAAGAGUCAUUUCGGAUCAAGGCUGAAGAGGUUGCCAUGAACAAAGAAGUGCUGGCACUUGAACAACGAAAGCUUGAGUUAGAACAAGCAAGGUGGCGCACGUCUGCAUCAUUCUUGCCUUCGUCCACGAUUCUGAAGGGGUGCCGUCCCAGCAGCAACGCCGUCAAGCAAGCGCUGAAACCAAGUGACGAAGUCAAGAGCUUGGAGUUAUCGCUGCCGUCAGCCAUCAUGACUGCUAUGAAACAGUGCCGACGCCCUUUGUGCUUCGGUUUGGCGCAGUCGCAAGAAGACGACUAUACCCUUCUCAAGCAGGUGGCAGCCGGUACUCCUUUCGCUGCUGAGAAAGGGCAGCUCAAGCGAGCUUGGCAAGGUCUUGCGGAUACCCUUAUGGCGUGCGAGAACUUCGGCCGUGUUGUCGAUGGGAAGAAUCUACAGAAUCGGUUCCUCGCCCUCGUUGACGAGCAUCGCAAGCAAGAGAAGGAGAAGCAUAUGCUUCUGGACGACAUCGUCACCUUAUACGAUGAUGUGAAGAUCGAGCUGCAAAAGACAGAGGAACAAAAGCGGUCCCAAGGUCAAGACGAAAAGGACAAAUCGUCCGCGAAAUGGCCAUGA
Aphanomyces invadans is the source of this 1134-nucleotide messenger RNA. RefSeq lists its product as hypothetical. The coding region runs from base 1 to 1134 and encodes 377 amino acids. The record is from RefSeq and is a predicted model, not a curated record. NCBI's taxonomy places the organism in Eukaryota, Oomycota, Saprolegniomycetes, Saprolegniales, Verrucalvaceae. The transcript has 8 exons.